AAUCGGCACAUUGUGAGCAGGGGCUGCAGGAUGGAACCAGCAAGCUGCUGUGCUGAGCGCCCCAAACCUGGGCCUACAGGGGUGAGUGCCUCCCGUUACUCCUGCAGCAAGGACCCAGGGGGUGCCCCAGGCCACCCAGCCCCUCCCUUCCCCAGCCCACUUGCUCCCUGAUGUCUAACCCUCAUGACCCUUCUGACCCUGAUGCACGCCCAGGUGAAGACCAAGCCCUCCUGCGGGGGCUGGAGAGCCGUGAGCCUGCUCCUGCUGCUGCUGCUGCUGGUGCUGGCCGCUGUGGGGGUUGUGGCUGGAGGGCUUCUUGGCUCUGCUCAGGGCCCUCCCAAGCCAAGGCUGCAGACGCUGCGAAUGACCCUCCCGAGCCCCCACAUGCCCCGGCCCAACCAAACCAUCCUGGUGGACGUGGCCCGGAACGCGGCGACCAUCACAGUGACCCCACCUCAGAGCAACCACAGCUGGGCGGUGCUGUUCGACGGGCAGAGCGUGAGUGGGCAGGGAGGGGUCACCCUGGCAGGUGUCGGUCUGGGGGGCCCCGCCUCACCCCCCUGCCUCCCCAGGGCUGCAUCUGUUACCGCCCUGAGGAGCACCAGGUCUGCUUCCUCCGCCUGAUGGAGGACAGUGAUCGGGAGACCCUGCGGCUGCUGGUGGAUACCUCCAAGGUCCAAGAGGCUUGGGUCCCCAGCCAGGACACCCACCACACCCAGGAGCUGCUGGCAGUGCAGGGGAGCCUCGAAGUGGACCCCGCCCAGGCGGGGGCUUUGGUGCAGCGCCUGUGCAUGAGGACCCCCAUCUACUGGGCCCGGCGAGCAGAGGGGCCCCGGAGACAGCGGCUGAUUUAUCUCUGCAUCGACAUCUGCUUCCCGAGCAACAUCUGCGUGUCGGUCUGCUUUUAUUACCUCCCAGACUGAGCCCCCGACCUGGCCCAGCCUGGCCCGUCCCCAAUCCAGUGGGCUGGCCAGGCCACCUGCACCAGGGAGGACAGCUGCUGGCAGGGACUAAUAAACCCUUCCACCUGGC
Molecule: messenger RNA, 1032 nt
Organism: Homo sapiens (human)
Lineage: Eukaryota; Metazoa; Chordata; Mammalia; Primates; Hominidae
Gene: BRICD5
Product: BRICHOS domain containing 5
Exons: 4
Coding region: 171-923 (250 amino acids)
Cellular component (GO): membrane
Source: RefSeq, a predicted model, not a curated record